CCCCACAUCGGGCUCCCUGCUCGGCCGGGAGUCUGCUUCUCCCUCUCCCACUCCCCCUGCUUGUGUUCCCUCUCUCGCUGUGUCUCUCUCUGUCAAAUAAAUAAAUAAAAUCUUAAGAAAAAAAAAGAAUAUGUGUACCAAUUUGCAUUCUCAUCAACAUUGUAUAAGGGUGCAGGAGCCACUCUUGCAUGAGUAGCAAAAGUUCCAAGAGGCAAUACAUUUACUUAAAAAUUGGUGCAUUUUAUUGUGUGUAAACUAUACCUCAACAAAAGACCAAAGGAAAUACAUUAAAAAAACACAAAAAACAAAAAAACCUAACACAGUAAUUAUCAUGCGCCAUGGCUGGGAUAAGUGUAUGUAGCACUUUAAAACAAACUUCUGAGGUAGGUUCUGUUUUACAGAUGGGAUGUUGAAACUCAGUUCAAAAAACUUGCCCAAGUUGAAACAAGAAUUUCAGAGAGGGUCAGGUAACUUCCUAAGACCACACAGCGAGCAAGUGGCACGGCAAGGACUAAAGCCGUUGCUCUCAUCCUCCUCUGCAGCGGAGACGCUUCCUUCUCCGCGCCCCAGGAGAAGUGCAAAGGGUCCCUAAGAAAGCAGGAGGGGAGGAAGGGGAAGAGUUAAAAGGAAGCAGGUUGCGUCUGCUCGCGGCUUAGAAGAGGGGCUUCCGGAGCUGCAGGGUCCCGAAGCGGGUAUGAUGUAAUCACGCCGGUCUCUGCGUCAAAGGGCGGCUCCAGGGCUGCGGGCACUGCGGUAAAGCUCUUCCCGACCGCCGCACACCUUGUCCCGGUCUCCUGCUGUGGCUGGCCAGGCCAGCAGCGUCCGCUGUCGCCACUGUUCCACGCCAGGACUGCCAUCCAGAACCACCUGUGACUCCUGACAACUCCAAGCCACUAGUAACCCCUGACAGCCGCCACCAGUUAUCUGCGACACCUUUACAAUCACCGCUCGCCACCCACCCGGGUGCCCAGGGCGCGCCAUGAAGUCUGCCUCAAGCUCUCGCGGGGGUGGGUCGGGUGGCCGCGGGGGUGGCAGCUGGGGCGGCGGGGGGGGCGGGGGGCGGGGGGGCGCAGGCAAGGGAGGAGGAGGCGAUGGCGGCCCUGGGGGCAAGGGCGGCUUUGGGGCGCGGGCGCGUGGCUUCGGCGGCGGCCGGGGCCGGGGGCGCGGGGGGGGGGACAGUAGGGACCGUGGUGGCAGCGGGCAGCGGCGCGGCGGUGUGGGCAAAAACAAAAACCGCCGCAGGAAGGGCGCCAAUGCUGUGUCGGUGGAGCCACACAGGCAUGAGGGUGUCUUCAUCUACCGUGGAGCGGAAGACGCGCUGGUAACGCUCAAUAUGGUGCCAGGCCACUCGGUGUAUGGCGAGCGGCGGGUCACUGUGACCGAGGGCGGUGUGAAACAAGAGUACCGCACAUGGAACCCCUUCCGCUCCAAGCUGGCAGCGGCCAUCCUGGGCGGGGUCGACCAGAUCCACAUCAAGCCCAAGUCCAAAGUGCUGUACCUGGGCGCUGCCUCAGGGACCACUGUCUCUCAUGUCUCCGACAUCAUCGGCCCGGACGGCCUGGUCUACGCAGUUGAGUUCUCCCACCGCGCUGGCCGUGAUCUGGUUAACGUGGCCAAGAAGCGAACCAACAUCAUCCCGGUUCUCGAAGAUGCCCGGCACCCGCUCAAGUACCGCAUGCUUAUAGGGAUGGUGGAUGUGAUCUUUGCCGAUGUGGCCCAGCCUGACCAGUCCCGGAUAGUAGCUCUGAAUGCCCACACCUUCCUGCGCAACGGGGGCCACUUUCUCAUUUCCAUCAAGGCCAACUGCAUCGACUCCACUGCAUCUGCUGAGGCAGUGUUUGCUUCUGAGGUGAGGAAGUUGCAGCAGGAGAACUUAAAGCCUCAAGAGCAACUGACCCUGGAGCCCUACGAGCGGGACCACGCUGUGGUCGUGGGGGUCUACCGGCCCCUUCCCAAGAGCGGCGGCAAGUAGCACCCAGCAAGGGCUGUCCCUGGGCUCUCCCCAAUCUGUGCUGUGUUCAGUAUAA
Molecule: messenger RNA, 2027 nt
Organism: Mirounga angustirostris (Northern elephant seal)
Lineage: Eukaryota; Metazoa; Chordata; Mammalia; Carnivora; Phocidae
Gene: FBLL1
Product: fibrillarin like 1
Exons: 1
Coding region: 980-1972 (330 amino acids)
Biological process (GO): rRNA methylation; box C/D sno(s)RNA 3'-end processing
Cellular component (GO): box C/D methylation guide snoRNP complex; Cajal body; small-subunit processome
Molecular function (GO): histone H2AQ104 methyltransferase activity; RNA binding; rRNA methyltransferase activity
Source: RefSeq, a predicted model, not a curated record